This is a messenger RNA of Vespa mandarinia (Asian giant hornet), 1478 nucleotides long. RefSeq names its product TBP-associated factor 9 (gene Taf9). Gene Ontology annotation, biological process: RNA polymerase II preinitiation complex assembly; DNA-templated transcription initiation. Gene Ontology annotation, cellular component: transcription factor TFIID complex; SAGA complex. NCBI's taxonomy places the organism in Eukaryota, Metazoa, Arthropoda, Insecta, Hymenoptera, Vespidae. The record is from RefSeq and is a predicted model, not a curated record. Gene Ontology annotation, molecular function: transcription coactivator activity; protein heterodimerization activity; RNA polymerase II general transcription initiation factor activity.
GUCUUCUUCAGUUUAGGUGGCAACCAUGGAAUUUGUUUAUUGUUGGUUUAGCGUGUUUAUCUUCUCAAGUAACAACAAUGUUAUUUUAUCUUUAACGUUAAUGUAAGAAGAAAGUGUAUUUUAUUGUAACAUUUAGUUUCAAUAAAGUGCGUUAUUCGCAGCAGUCAUUCGUUCGUAUGAAAUGACUGAAAAAUCUAGAACAAUGAGUCACGUAAAACACAUUCCGAAAGACGCUCAAGUUAUUAUGUCGAUUAUGAAAGAUAUGGGAAUCACGGAUUAUGAACCGAAAGUUAUCAAUCAAUUACUUGAAUUCACAUAUCGUUAUGUUACGUGUAUAUUAGACGAUAGUAGAAUAUAUGCGAAUCAUGCGAAAAAGAAGUUUAUCGACUUAGAUGACGUAAGAUUGGCCGUGAAAAUGCAGUUGGAACGUACUUUUACAAAUCCACCACCAAGAGACGUAUUAUUAGAUGUGGCUCGUGCCAAAAAUAAUAUACCCUUACCAUUCGUUAAACCAAACAAUGGUCUAAGGUUACCACCUGAUAGAUAUUGUUUGAAUGCAACAAAUUAUAAAUUAAAAAAUGCUACAAAAAAAACUGUUUCGAAGCCUAUGCAUUCAUUAGUUAGUAAUAAUAUAUCUGGAGUUCAAUCCAGAAUCAAAGUAGAAGGAAGUAAAACUGGUCUUUCAAUAGUCAAAAGACCAGGCACAUUGACUACUGUUGCUCGAACUCAGACAAUAUCUAUACCAAAGCCGGUAUUAAAAUUUUCAACAGCACCAACAGGAACAGCCACCGUUAAAGCACAAAUACCAAAACCAAAAGUACAUGUUACUUCUGGUCAAACUAUGGCUCCUAUGAAAUUAGAAGCAGAUGAUUCUAUAAAAAGAAAAAGAGAUGAUGAUGAUUAUGAUGUUUCAUAACAGUAUAAUGUAGAUAUAAUAUAAUAUUUAUAUUUCUUAAUUUACACAUUAUAUGAUCAUAAAAUAUUUGAUUUAGAUAAUAUCAACAUAUGUUAAUAUAUCUAGAUCAUGUAUAUUUAGGAAAUAAAAUUUUUUUAUUUUAUUAUCAAAAGAGAUAAAUAAUCUAUCUCGUUUGAUUAAUAGAUUUAAAUGUAAGAAACGAAAUUCCAAACACUGGGAUUAAAAUUUAAUACGAAUUAUUAUCUUUAUAGGGAUUUUCAAGAUUUCAUGGAUUCUCAUUAGAUUCUACUUUAGUUAUCUUUGUAACGUAAUAAUCAUUUAUUAAAUUUUUAUUUGAUUAGUAAAGAAAACGAAUAAAUACAAUCAUAUUAAUAACUUUUUCCAAUGUAUUAGUGCACACGUGUCAAACGUCGAUCAUAACGUGCAUUUUUAAUAAUAGCAAUAAAAUUUGUUAUAUUACGAUUAUUAUGUGCUUUGAAAUCAAUAAUUUUAUCAUUUAAUUUAAUCUAUUUUGUUACUAAAUUUGUGAUAUUAGAUUAAGAUAAUGGAUAAAAUAUAAUGA